Cololabis saira (Pacific saury) is the source of this 2720-nucleotide messenger RNA. Its product is annotated as heparan-sulfate 6-O-sulfotransferase 3-B-like. Gene Ontology annotation, molecular function: heparan sulfate 6-sulfotransferase activity. Gene Ontology annotation, cellular component: membrane. The record is from RefSeq and is a predicted model, not a curated record. Lineage: Eukaryota; Metazoa; Chordata; Actinopteri; Beloniformes; Belonidae. The coding region runs from base 230 to 1507 and encodes 425 amino acids. The transcript has 2 exons.
CCCUCCAAACGGGGCAGGACUCACCCCGCGCAGGCGCCUCUACUGGAACAGAGCAAAACCUCCAUGCAGUUUGACCCUUCCAAACCCAAACGUGCCAGUAGUUUCUGAAGUAAGCGGGGGUUUCAUUCAGUGACAGGUUAAGUUGCAGAAGUGCAGCUCCGGUGCGGGACGCUGCACUCUCGGGCUGCGGGAUGAGCCGCAGCGCGGAGGCGUGAGUCUGAUUCCCAGCAUGGAGGAGAAGUUCAGCAGGCUCGUGUUCAUCCCCGUGGCCGCGGUGCUGUUCCUCAUGAUCGGGUACCAGUACGUGUGUCCGGCGGACAGCGGCGGCUGCCCGUUCCGGGGGACCGGGGACCGGCUCCUGCGGCUGGAGGAGCAGCCGGACCCGGACCCCCCCUCCACCAUCACGGCCAGGUUCAACUUCUCGCAGCGGGACCUGGAGCGGCAGCUCCGCUUCGACAUCCGCGGCGAGGACGUGAUGGUGUUCCUGCACAUCCAGAAGACCGGCGGGACCACGUUCGGCCGCCACCUGGUGCGCAACAUCCAGCUGGAGCGGCCGUGCGAGUGCGCGGCGGGCCAGAGGAAGUGCAGCUGCCACCGGCCCGGCAGCGCCGAGUCCUGGCUCUUCUCCCGGUUCUCCACCGGCUGGAGCUGCGGGCUGCACGCCGACUGGACCGAGCUGAGCCGCUGCGUGCCCGCGCUCAUGAGCCGGCGGGGGAAGAAGAGCCCGCAGAGAGCAAGGAAUUUCUACUACAUCACGAUGCUCCGCGACCCCGUGUCGCGCUACCUCAGCGAGUGGAAGCACGUGCAGCGUGGGGCUACGUGGAAAACCGCCCUCCACAUGUGCGACGGCCGCCCCCCCACUCAGGACGAGCUCCCGUCCUGCUACAGCGGGGAGGACUGGACGGGCGUGCCGCUGGCGGACUUCAUGAACUGCCCGUCCAACCUGGCCAACAACCGGCAGGUGCGCAUGCUGGCGGACCUCAGCCUGGUGGGCUGCUACAACAUGUCCUCCAUGAGCGAGCUGGAGCGCGGCCGCGUGCUGCUCGCCAGCGCCAAGUCCAACCUGCGCAACAUGGCCUUCUACGGCCUGACGGAGUUCCAGCGCAAGACGCAGUACCUGUUCGAGAGGACAUUCGGCCUGCGCUUCAUCCGGGCCUUCACCCAGAUCAACAGCACGCGCGCCGCCAGCGUGGGCAUCAGCGAGAAGGUGCGCUGGCGCAUCGAGGGGCUCAACGCCCUCGACAUGGAGCUGUACGACUACGCCAAGGAGCUGUUCCUGCGGCGCUACCAGGACAACCGGCAGAGGCAGCACCAGGAGGAGCGGCUGAGGCGGCGGCAGGAGAGGCAGGAGAGGCAGCGGAUGCACAGGACGUACCUGGCGGAGCUGUGGGGGCUGGGGGGAGGAUGGGGGCCGGAGGACGAGGAGGACGAGGAGGAGGUGGAGGUGAAGGUGCUGGAGGAGGUAGCCACCACAGAGGACUACAGUAGCCAGGUGGUGCGGUGGUGAGGAGCUGCAGCCAGAACGCCCCCCCAUGCCCCCCCAGAGCUCCCGCCCUCGUAGCGCUUCGCUGGACUGCUGAACGGUGUCUUAAUAUUUAUGAUGGAUAUAUUUGUCAUGGCAACAUGAACAUUUGUAUGUUUUUCUUAUGGCUUCUUUUUGGCACUGCAGUUGUGAAAUGUAUUUAUUUAUGUAUUUAUUCAUUAGUAAGUGCUCUGAAUGUUUCAAAGCAGUCAAAUGUCCCUUAAACUCUGCUGAAUAUCAAAAAAACUGCUUGGUGAGUGAAGAAGACCUGACCUUAAAACGAUGACUGACUCCUGGUGAAGACUCCUUAGGCUCCUCACUGUCAUGUUUGUGAUCCAGCACUGUGUUGAUCAGUGAAAUCUUGUUGUGACUCUGUGGUGUUUGGCUUCCUACGAGUGUCAAAAGCACAAACUUGGCAAAAUGCAGUGUGUUUUCCUUCUUUUCUGACUGAUUAAGCUGCAACAUACCGCAUACAGAAACAGGAAAGGCAAUUUCUCAAAGGAAAUGUGCUCAAUAAAAAUAUGCAGCAGUCAAUUUGUUCCCGAAGGACUCUCUGGUUUCACGUGUGUAUACGUGCACGUGCUUCUUUUUCAAAGCAUGCCUGCACCAUAAAAACCUGCCAAACAGACACACUGAUGCUCCACGAUGAAGAAGAAGAGAGCACUGGUCUGAAAAAAACGAUUGUCAGAACCAGUUUGAGGACUCUUACAUCACAGUGACAGAACAUUGGCAUGUGUACCAUCAGGCCAUUGAUCACUGCGCGUUUGCUUCAGAAUUGAUCAUUUAAACUUCAAUCGACCACGAUUCUGCUACAGCAGAAAAAGCUGAAGAAGCUGAGAGCUUUUUCUCCCCAAUAGGAGAAACGUCCAGCUCCAUUUGGUCUGCGCUAGGAAAAACAAUCCGGUUUAACAAAUUUCCACAGACAACAGACCUUUGAGGAGUUAGUGUCUUCGACGAUCGCCUCAUGCCAAAAUCCUUGUUGCACAAACCGUUCACUUUCUGACAAGUUCCUUAAAGGAGAUGAGUUAAAUGUAACAUCCCAUUUAUGUGCAAGAAAAGGGUGAGUUGGAGUUGACGGACACCUAAAAACAAUGCACUAAGUAAGGGAUAAUGCCUGACAAAGUGUCCAUUAACAUAAAUAUAUGGACCACGCGGGGGCGUGAACAGUCCCACACAAAGCGGAGGACAGGUUGCCUCC